Messenger RNA from Sciurus carolinensis (gray squirrel), 996 nucleotides. RefSeq names its product mas-related G-protein coupled receptor member X1-like. Gene Ontology annotation, biological process: G protein-coupled receptor signaling pathway. Gene Ontology annotation, cellular component: membrane. Gene Ontology annotation, molecular function: G protein-coupled receptor activity. The transcript has a single exon. NCBI's taxonomy places the organism in Eukaryota, Metazoa, Chordata, Mammalia, Rodentia, Sciuridae. The record is from RefSeq and is a predicted model, not a curated record. The coding region runs from base 1 to 996 and encodes 331 amino acids.
AUGAGGAGCCUCGAUCCAACCAUUUCAGCCUGGAGGACAGAAGCCACACCAACCAAUGGAAGUUAUGAGUAUCGUCCUCCAAUUUGUGACAUGAAUAAUCUGAUUCCACAAGCGUUCCUCUUCAUCAUUUCCUUGAUUGGACUGGCAGGAAAUGCAUCCGUGAUCUGGUUCUUGGGUUUCCGCAUGCGCAGAAAUGCCUUUUACACCUACAUCCUAAACCUGGCUGCUGCUGACUUGCUCCUUCUCUGCCUCCAUAUCACUUAUUUCCUGGUGGAAGUCCUUGUAAAGGUCUUUCACUUCUCUAUUUUUACAUAUGGUUUCAUACGAACUGGGGCAAGCAUUUUCUAUAUUGCAGGACUGAACAUCCUCAGCGCUAUUAGCACUGAGCGCUGCCUGUCAGUCCUGUGGCCCAUUUGGUACCACUGCCAUCGCCCAACACAUACAUCAGCUAUCAUGUGUGCCCUGCUCUGGGUCCUGUCUAUGCUUCUAAGCAUCCUGGACCGGGUGUACUGUUUUCAUUUAAAAGAAUCUGAAGUUGAUUUUUGUGAAAAAGUUAAUAUUACUCUAACUGCAUGGGUGCUUUUUUCAUUUGUGGUUCUGUUAGGGUCCAGCCUGGUCCUCCUGGGUAGGAUGCUCUGUGGAUCCAAACAAAAGCCUCUGACCAGGCUGUAUGUUACCAUCCUGCUCACAGUGUUGGUCUUUCUCUUAUGUGUUGUGCCCUUUGGUGUCAGUUUGUUCCUGUUAUCCUGGAUUAAGAUUCCUUAUGAGGCACUUAAUUGCCUUUUUCUGUCUUCACUUGUCUUGUCCUCCGUUAACAGCUCUGCCAACCCCAUCAUUUACUUCUUCGUUGGCUCCUUUAGGCAGAGGUUACAGGCACGGAACCUCAAGCUGGUGCUUGAGCGGGCUUUGCAGGACACUCCUGAAGAGGAUGAAUAUGGAGGUAGCCUUUCUCAGGGAACCCUGGAGAUGUCAGGCAGCAGAGUGGAGCAGGGGUGA